AUGCAGUACGCCGGUGAUAGCUUGGACGACGCUAGUGCACUCUACACCGCGAGCGAGGAGCCGCAGCAGAAUGCUGCAGAUACCAAAGUCGAAGACUACGAGCUGGAAGAUCUCGACGUGACAGAAGAGCUUACACGCAGUGCGAACCUCCAGCAGCCCACUCGAUCGAACUCGUUUGACGAAAUCCUCAGCAAAGCUCACGAGCUGUACGACGUUGGAAUAAGUAUCCCUGAGCCAACGAUCGCUCCACCGAGACCGGCCUUACAGCGGCAGGGUGGCAGGCCAAGAACAUACCCCUUGGAGCGGCACGGCGGAAGCACUGAGGUAAAGCAUGAAGAGAUCGAAAUGAUCCCGGCGGCUGAGGUGUACCAGAGACCGCCACUCGGUGCGUCGUCAAAGGUUGUGCCUCAAGAAUCGGAACACGGCGCGCGUCCCGUGAAGGCGCGAAAGGAUGCUUCCACGCCCACCAAGCCUUCUGGGAUGUUGGGAAAGGCGUGGAGUGCGAUUGGGACGUUCGUGAACGAUACUCUUGUUGGCUAUGAGGAGUCGAUGGGCUUGUCGAAGACCUCGGGCGUAGGCUGGGGAGGGCAUCUAGAUCGUCCUUGA
Messenger RNA from Lecanosticta acicola, 606 nucleotides. The record is from the annotation of a GenBank genome assembly. NCBI's taxonomy places the organism in Eukaryota, Fungi, Ascomycota, Dothideomycetes, Mycosphaerellales, Mycosphaerellaceae.